AUGGACGCGCGCCAGCAGCAGCGCGAGGCCGCCAAGAAGAGCGAAAACUCCGAGUCCAAGCAUGAGGACGGCGACUCUGAGGAAGAGGAGGAAGAAGAGCGGCCGAUUGCGACGCUCUCCAGCUGCGUGGACCUGGACGCCAUCGAGGACGACGAGCUCUACUACGUGGGGACGGCGGGCGUGAAGGUCACGCACCUGGACGCAAUCGACAAGCUCGCGGGGCUGCAGCGGCUGCACGUGCGCUCGAACCUGCUGCGCUCCAUGGCGAGCGUGGCGACGCUGACGCGUCUGGAGCAUCUGGAGCUGUACGACAACCAGAUCCAGGCCAUCGAGGGCCUCACGAGCCUCACGGGGCUCAAGGUGCUGGACCUGUCGUUCAACGAGAUCCGCGUGAUUCCCGAUCUGAGCCACCUGACGCAGCUGGAGGAGCUCUACGUGGCUAACAACAAGCUCAAGAAGAUCUCGGGCAUCGAGAGCCUCAAGACGCUCAAGAAGCUGGACCUCGGAGCCAACCGCCUGCGCACCAUUGAAGGGCUGGAGGGGCUGACGGAGCUGGAGCAGCUCUGGUUGGGCAAGAACAAGAUCACGGCCAUCCAGGGACUGGAGAAGCUCGCCAAGUUGAAGAUCAUCAGUGUGCAGAGCAACCGCGUGACGGUUAUCAAGGGGCUGGACAACAAUUUGGCGCUGGAGGAGCUGUAUUUGAGUCAUAACGGCAUUGAGAAGAUCGAGAACGUGGAGCAUUUGACGAACCUGACGACGAUGGAUCUGGCUGGCAACCGCAUCUCGGCUAUUCCGACCGGACUGGCGCCUCUUACGCAGCUGGAAGACUUCUGGCUGAAUGAUAACCACGUCGCACAUUACGCCGAUGUGGAACACUUGGUACCGCUUGCUGGUCUGCGCACGCUCUACUUGGAGCGUAACCCUAUCGCUCAAGACUUUGAGUACCGGAAAAAGCUGGAGGAACUGCUGCCGGAGCUGGACCAAAUUGACGCUACGCCGACGACGAAGGCGAGGCAAGGGCGCAUGUAA
This is a messenger RNA of Phytophthora sojae, 1029 nucleotides long. RefSeq lists its product as hypothetical. The record is from RefSeq and is a predicted model, not a curated record. Gene Ontology annotation, molecular function: protein binding. Lineage: Eukaryota; Oomycota; Peronosporomycetes; Peronosporales; Peronosporaceae. Bases 1 to 1029 code for a protein of 342 amino acids. The transcript is spliced from 2 exons.